AUGACAGCAAACGACUCAGUCAACAUCGAGUACUGGCGGUGGACGGUGCCUCCAGUCACCGCAUCACCGGUACUUGGCCCUCCACAACGAUUGAUGCCGGGGGAUCACAAUCUGCCGGAGGUCAAAGAUUUGAACCAGACUGAACUGUUGCGAGAAGAUAAAGCCGGCAUCAUGCCUAAAGUGGAAGACAUUUUAAAAGUUGACGGAAGCGGAGAAUUGUGUAGAGAAUUAGUGAAAAAGUUCUUUCUUCCGGAAUUCUUCUUUCGAAGACUAGGCUGGAACGCAAAUGGAAUGUUUGGUAGCGCUGAAAAUCUGUCACAAACUGAUAAAGAAUCAAGCUACGACCUCAGAGAUUGGAAGAAAGAGCCAUUUUUGAUGCUAGAAUCUGCACUGAGUAUCGUUGUGGACCAGUGUGAGGAAGAUCUGUGGAGUUUCCAGAAACCAGUGCGGGAUAUAGAGAAGACGCGUGGCCAAGAGGUAUUCAAACAAACAAGUUCUUUUGACAAUGACGAGACAUUCGAGUUCCUCGUCAAGCGAUACACCCGGCUUCAUGAAUUAUCACGACAUGUGAUUCAUAUCUCCGAGACGAUGGAUGCGGCCUCUAGCAAUCUUGGUGCUAUUGUGCGAGACCACGAUCUAUGGACUAGGUCAAAUACUCCUUCCUCUGCGGCAACAAAGCGACUAUCGAAAGCGCUUCUGCUUCGUGAAAACAUGAUCCACAAUCUGAAUUUCCGGGCCAAGGCAUUUGUGGGUCGGAUGGAUAAUGAGAUCAAGUGUGCCUCCAACUUCGUUGCCGUCGCCGAUAGUAAUAUCUCCAAAGGUAUUCUCAAGCAAACUCGGAAUGAAGGAAAAGUAUUGUCUGACACCGUGUCUGCCCUAACUUUGCUGUUUUUGCCGAGUACUUUCAUCUCGGGAUUCUUCGGAAUGAAUUUCUUCACUCUCGAGAGUAACCAGACAACGCAAAAGUUACAGUGGGAGACGCAUCCAAAGAUUUGGAUUUUCUUCGUUUGCGCAAUUCCAAUUACGAUAUUGGGCUUUUUCAUUUUCAUGAUAGAAUUCAACUUGGUUGUUUGGAUCCAGGACAUGCAAGCCUUCAUACGUGACAUCUUCUGUCAAGGAACAGGGCCAGACCCUGAGAACCCCAGCCCUAGGAGUUCGAUCCCGUCAGAUAAACCAAGAAGGUCUUACAGGAGUUUUGGUUUCUCCAGACGUGCUAGUUUGCGCCCUACACCCUAG
Molecule: messenger RNA, 1236 nt
Organism: Penicillium expansum
Lineage: Eukaryota; Fungi; Ascomycota; Eurotiomycetes; Eurotiales; Aspergillaceae
Product: Mg2+ transporter protein, CorA-like/Zinc transport protein ZntB
Exons: 7
Coding region: 1-1236 (411 amino acids)
Biological process (GO): metal ion transport; transmembrane transport
Cellular component (GO): membrane
Molecular function (GO): metal ion transmembrane transporter activity
Source: RefSeq, a predicted model, not a curated record